AUUUAGAUAACGUCAAAGGAAUGAAUAUAAAAAAUUCAAGAUCGUUAGUUUCUAGAAUCACAUUGUUUUGUUUUGAUCAAGAACAAAUUCAAUCAUUUCUUAUUUACAAUUAUUUAGAUUUUAAAUAUUAUAAGAUUAUUUUAUAGAAGACUAAAGGAAAUAAAAUUUUCUUAUAUAUAAAAAUUUUGUAUUCAGAUUUUAAACGAGCUGAAUGAAUGAAUCAGUUAUGAUUCUAUACAUAAAUAAAUAAAAUAUUAUUGAAUUUUUGUGUACGUGUGAAUCAAUUCAAUUAAUUAAACAAUAUUCAUAAUGAAUAUUGUUCGAAUUAAUUCGAGAAAUGUGAUUUUUAUUCUUCUGGCGAUUUUUUCGACUACUGUCAAACAGGCUCAUAUGGGUUAUGAGACUGCAAUUAAAUAUGCACAAAGAGAAGCUAAUGUAAACUCUACACCAGCAUAUAGUAGUACAAAGGAAGAAAUUUCAAGAUUAUGUCCAAGUGGUAUUACUUGUUCACAAUUAAGUGGAGAUUGUAUAAAAUGUAAUUUAGAUCCUAAUUGUGUAUAUGGAGCUGUAUAUGUUGCUAAUUGUUCUGUUCUAGAACAUAUUGAUUGUGUUGGUGAGCAAUCUUUUCAAAAGAAAUAUAUAUGUCGUUACUGUUAUCAAACAGAACAUUGGGAGCAUGAAUGCCAUCAAAAAAAUUCUUGUAGUUCUGUUGCUUCUCCACGACAAUAUUAUAGAACAAAUUGUACAGUAAAUGGUGAUAUAUUAUGUCUAGGAAGACGUAAAUUUAUGAAAAAUUUAUUAUGCAAUUGGACUGUGGGAUAUCGUUGGUCUACUGCUUUAAUUUUAAGCAUCACAUUAGGAGGCUUUGGAGCUGAUCGAUUCUAUUUGGGUCAUUGGCAAGAAGGAAUUGGUAAAUUGUUUAGUUUUGGAGGACUUGGAGUAUGGACAUUAAUUGAUGUAAUGCUUAUUUCUAUGAGAUAUUUAGGUCCAGCAGAUGGAUCAUUAUAUAUUUAAAUAGAUUUAAAAACAAUCAUAUUGUAUAUAAAAAAAGGAGAAAAAUUUAUAAUUUCAACAUUAGUUUUAUAUAUAUAUAUAUUAGUUAUUCAGUCAAAUAGUAGUAUUUAAAUAAAAUAUGAGAAUUUUAUUUAUCACUUUUCAAAGAACUGAAUUGUAAUGUGAUAUGUACAUACAUAAAUCAUUAAAUAGAGACUUUCAUAAUCAUAAAAU
This is a messenger RNA of Apis dorsata (giant honeybee), 1227 nucleotides long. It is a transcript of the gene amx, whose product is annotated as TM2 domain-containing protein almondex. Bases 310 to 1014 code for a protein of 234 amino acids. The record is from RefSeq and is a predicted model, not a curated record. The transcript is spliced from 5 exons. NCBI's taxonomy places the organism in Eukaryota, Metazoa, Arthropoda, Insecta, Hymenoptera, Apidae.